AUGCUGGCAAACAUCCUUGACCAGGUCAUUAAGACCUACGGCAAGGAAUUUCUGGGAGACUGGGACCCUAUCAACAACUUCAGGAUUGACUCGCUGACGGAUCCUGAAAUUCAUCUAACCAACAUUCCCUUCCCACAGCAGUUGUUUGAACUCGCCGAAAUACCCUUUGCUGUGGAUUAUUCCAACAUAGCCAAGGUCCGGGCAAAGUUUUCUUGGCAGACAUUCUUUGGAACGCCAGGAACAUAUCCCUUUGCCAUUGAAGCAGAAGAUCUUGAAAUUCGGAUCCGCCUGCUGUACCCGAGCGAAUGGAGCAGCGAAUUUUGGCGCGACAAGAUCUUGAAGUCGAAGCUGAAGCGGACUGUUUUGUGGGAGCGGUUUGCCUCUUUACUGGGAUCGGCCCAAGGAGACAGAUCGUCAGUUGCGCAGACCCUAGAGCCAAGAAUUGUUAACUCCUUGUCCAUUCGAGUCCGCAACAUUCAUCUGCAUAUUGUUGAUGACAACUUGGGAGCCACUCCGUGGGCGUUCGAGUGCCAUGUUGAUGAGUUCUGCAUCGACUCCCCCAAACGGGGAGAUCCCCGUAUAUCUGAAAUGGAAGCCACAGGGCUGGAGCAGUGCCUUUUGAUGGGCCUGUGGAUGCGGUUCUUGGGACUGCACAUUUGGUACAGGGAAUUUCCAAAGCCCCAACUCAAGGGCAAAGCAGGGGUUUCUGUCAAUAUUGACAGA
Messenger RNA from Eimeria maxima, 723 nucleotides. RefSeq lists its product as hypothetical. Lineage: Eukaryota; Apicomplexa; Conoidasida; Eucoccidiorida; Eimeriidae. The annotation marks the transcript as partial. The record is from RefSeq and is a predicted model, not a curated record. The transcript is spliced from 6 exons.